UGUCCAGGGAUAAUUUUCAGCUCGUUUUCUAACUUUGGUGUGAUGCAAAAUUCAUUUACAAAUGAAGGUACUGCAGACUGCAGGGAAACUGGAACAGAUGGCCAGUCUGCAGGACCACAGGAAGACAGGAUGAAGACACUUAAUUGUUACGUGCUGUUACUUUGCUGGAAAGCAAUUUGCUGCAACAGCUGUCAGCUCACCAAUAUUACUAUAGCCGUGGAAAGAGAAGAAUGUGAAUUCUGUAUUACAGUGAAUGCCACGUGGUGCUCAGGAUACUGCUUCACAAGGGAUCCAGUAUAUAAAUAUCCACCAGUAUCAACCGCUCAGCAAACCUGCACCUUCAAGGAGGUUGUGUACGAAACAGUGAAGAUCCCUGGCUGUGGUGACCAUCCUGAAUCCUUUUAUUCAUACCCAGUAGCUACAGAAUGUCACUGUGACUCCUGUGACACUGACACCACCGACUGCACUGUGAGGGGACUGGGGCCAUCCUAUUGUUCCUUCAGUCAGAAUGGAAGUAACCAGUGA
This is a messenger RNA of Hirundo rustica (Barn swallow), 525 nucleotides long. It is a transcript of the gene FSHB, whose product is annotated as follicle stimulating hormone subunit beta. NCBI's taxonomy places the organism in Eukaryota, Metazoa, Chordata, Aves, Passeriformes, Hirundinidae. The transcript is spliced from 3 exons. Gene Ontology annotation, cellular component: extracellular region; cytoplasm. Gene Ontology annotation, biological process: G protein-coupled receptor signaling pathway. The record is from RefSeq and is a predicted model, not a curated record. Gene Ontology annotation, molecular function: hormone activity. Bases 43 to 525 code for a protein of 160 amino acids.